AGGUAACAUGGGAGAAUGGACCACCAGAGGCUCUCCUGGCCCGGGAUAGCUCUUGGGUUCGACUUAAAUGACCCAUUUUUUCAACCAAGAAACAAAAGUAGAUUAAAAUUCAAUAAAACGCGUACUCAGUUUCUGUAUCACUCGGUCACAGUCAGCGACCGAGCUUCUUCUUCCACUUCUUCUUCUACUACUGCUGCUGCUACUACCAGUACUAGGGUUUCAAAACUCUUUUUUACAAUUGUGUUUGAUCUGUGUAUUGCAGCUAUAACAAUGUCAAACUUCUCUAAUCAGAUCAGAGCCUCUGCUUCUCUGAUUAAACGCCUCAAAGAUAGGUUGGCGAAUCCAGCACUUCUGAAUCAGAGUAGAUCUUUCACUACAACCGAGGGCCACCGCCCCACCAUUGUCCACAAGCGAAGCCUUGAUAUUCUUCAUGAUCCUUGGUUCAACAAGGGAACAGCAUUUUCUAUGACGGAACGUGAUCGUCUUGAUCUUCGAGGACUUCUUCCUCCAAAUAUUAUGUCUUCUGAGCAGCAAAUUGAACGCUUCAUGGCUGACUUGAAGAGGCUUGAAGUUCAUGCAAGAGAUGGACCUUCUGAUCCAAAUGCCUUGGCUAAGUGGCGCAUACUUAAUCGCUUGCAUGACCGAAAUGAAACUAUGUACUACAAGGUUCUGAUUGCCAAUAUUGAGGAAUAUGCACCCAUAGUAUAUACUCCAACUGUAGGUCUCGUUUGCCAAAAUUACAGUGGUUUAUUCAGAAGGCCAAGGGGGAUGUAUUUCAGCGCUGCUGAUCGUGGAGAAAUGAUGUCCAUGGUUUAUAACUGGCCAGCUGAGCAGGUUGAUAUGAUUGUUGUUACGGAUGGAAGCAGGAUAUUGGGCCUUGGAGAUCUUGGAGUCCAGGGAAUUGGAAUUGCAAUUGGGAAGCUGGAUUUAUAUGUUGCUGCCGCUGGGAUCAAUCCUCAAAGGGUGCUUCCUGUCAUGAUUGAUGUUGGAACCAAUAAUGAGAAGCUGCUCAAGGACCCCUUGUAUUUGGGAUUGCAAGAACACCGCCUUGAUGGUGAUGAGUAUGUAGCAGUCAUUGAUGAAUUCAUGGAGGCAGUGUUUACUCGCUGGCCAAAUGUUAUUGUGCAGUUUGAAGAUUUUCAAAGCAAGUGGGCCUUCAAGUUGUUGCAGCGAUAUAGGAAUACAUACAGAAUGUUCAAUGAUGAUGUCCAGGGUACAGCAGGGGUAGCAAUUGCUGGCCUUUUAGGAGCUGUAAGGGCAAAAGGCAGGCCAAUGAUUGACUUUCCAAAGCAAAAGAUUGUUGUAGCCGGCGCUGGAAGUGCUGGAAUAGGGGUUCUCAAUGAUGCAAGGAAAACAAUGGCCAGGAUGUUGGGAAAUAAUGCAUCUGCUUUUGAAAGUGCACGGAGUCAGUUCUGGGUAGUUGACGCUAAGGGGCUGAUAACAGAGGAGCGUGAAAAUCUUGAUUCAGAAGUCCAGCCAUUUGCAAGGAGGAUCAAAGAAGCUAAUCGUCAAGGAUUAAGGGAAGGUGCAAGUCUUGUAGAAGUGGUGCGCGAAGUGAAACCUGAUGUGCUCCUUGGAUUAUCUGCAGUUGGAGGGUUGUUCUCAAAGGAGGUGUUAGAGGCCCUCAAAAGUUCAACCUCAACUAGACCAGCAAUCUUUGCCAUGUCAAACCCUACGAAAAAUGCUGAGUGCACUGCUGAAGAAGCAUUUUCCAUUGUGGGCGACAAUAUUAUAUUUGCUAGUGGAAGUCCAUUCAAAGAUGUGGAUCUUGGAAAUGGCCAUGUUGGCCACUGUAACCAAGGAAACAACAUGUACCUAUUUCCGGGUAUUGGACUUGGAACUCUUCUCUCUGGCUCUAGGAUCAUCUCUGAUGGCAUGCUACAGGCUGCAGCUGAAUGCCUAGCUGCAUAUAUGACAGAAGAGGAAGUUCUACAAGGGAUCAUAUUCCCUUCAACAUCUAGGAUACGAGAUAUAACAAAGCAGGUAGCUGCAGCUGUGGUGAAGGAAGCCAUAGAAGAGGAUCUUGCAGAAGGAUACCGUGAGAUGGAUGCACGAGAGCUUCGAAAACUUAAUGAGGAGGAAAUUCUAGAAUAUGUGAAGAACAGCAUGUGGAGUCCGGAUUACCCAACACUGGUCUACAAGAAGGCCUGAGCAGAAGAAUAUGGGGUCAUUUUUUAGUUGUGGGACGCAUUGCUGUAUGGAUUCAUUCCGUUAAAAAGUAUGUAAUAAUUGGGAUUUCAAGUUCCUAUAGACUUUGGAGAUGAGGUAUGUGCCUGUAGAUAUGUGUAUAUUUACAAGUAAAUCAUUUUUAAUUUCAGUGCAUAAUUGAGAUGAUGUUGUAUUAAGUCUUGCCCGUGUCUUGUACUUAAAUAAUUAUUUUUGGUUGGAGGAAUCAAAAUCCUCUUUCUGGCUUUGUUGUU
This is a messenger RNA of Ricinus communis (castor bean), 2420 nucleotides long. Its product is annotated as NAD-dependent malic enzyme 62 kDa isoform, mitochondrial. Gene Ontology annotation, cellular component: mitochondrion. The transcript has 19 exons. Gene Ontology annotation, molecular function: NAD binding; malate dehydrogenase (decarboxylating) (NAD+) activity. Gene Ontology annotation, biological process: malate metabolic process; pyruvate metabolic process. The record is from RefSeq and is a predicted model, not a curated record. NCBI's taxonomy places the organism in Eukaryota, Viridiplantae, Streptophyta, Magnoliopsida, Malpighiales, Euphorbiaceae. The coding region runs from base 16 to 2151 and encodes 711 amino acids.